Messenger RNA from Nematolebias whitei (Rio pearlfish), 975 nucleotides. RefSeq names its product GTPase IMAP family member 7-like. Bases 1 to 975 code for a protein of 324 amino acids. The record is from RefSeq and is a predicted model, not a curated record. Gene Ontology annotation, molecular function: GTP binding. NCBI's taxonomy places the organism in Eukaryota, Metazoa, Chordata, Actinopteri, Cyprinodontiformes, Rivulidae. The transcript has 3 exons.
AUGGACCGGCAACCUAUCCCUCCAGGAAAGCAUGAUCAGAGGGUGACAAAACUCUCCAACCGAGCUCACCAGUGCACAUCCCAGGCGGUCGUGGUGAACAACAACAUCGCUCUGCUGGCCUACAGCAUCGCAAAGAGAGCUUAUAUUAUCAUAAAACAGGAAGUAGUGUCAGACAAUUUUGAGCUGAGCAACUUCUCAGUGCCAAACACAUUGAGGAUUGUUCUGCUGGGCAAGACUGGAUCUGGGAAGAGCAGCCUGGCAAAUACCAUAAUUGGAAAGGAGGAUUUCAAAGUCCAAUGUUCUACCAAGAUAGAAGCCACUUGCUGUCAGACAGCGACUAGAUAUUUUGAGAAAAGGAGGCUGACUCUGACUGACACUCCUGGUUUCUUCCAUCCAAGAUGGUCUGAGCAGCAGCUGAAGGAUGAGGUAGUGAGGUGUGUCUCUGAGAACACUCCUGGGCCCCAUGUUUUUCUUAUUGUGCUCAAAGUGGAAAAAUUCACAGCGCAGGAGUCACAGAUCAUCAAGAAAAUAGAAGAAUAUUUUUCUCCAGAUGUCUUCAAUUAUUCUGUAGUUGUUUUCACAUAUGGCGACCAGUUAGAGCAAAUGAAAAUCGAGGAGUUUGUCAGUAAAAAUAACCAUCUGAAAGAUGUGCUGAAGAAGUGCGGUGGACGGUGCCACGUUGUCGAUAACAGACACUGGAAGAGCAACCAGCAGGAUGAAUACAGAAGCAACCAGUUCCAGGUGAAACAGCUGAUCAACACAAUUCAGCUGAUGGUGACCCAACGCCCAGGUGACUGCUACACCAUGAAUAUGCUGAAAGAGUGGCAGAGACAGCAAGCAGUCGCCAACAUCUUUGAGUGUUUGAAGAAAUUUACAAGAAAAAAGUUUGUGAGAAUCUUCUUUAGUGUUACGGUAAUUGUAGGUGUGAUUGUCGUGUGGAAAAGAAUGACAGAACGAACAACAGCCAUCAUUUAG